UCUCGCUCUCUCUCUUCCUCAGUGAUCACUGAGCUCGGGUUUCCCACUUUCCCUAAAACAGCUCCUCUGGACUCGGGAAUCUUUUUCCCUCUUUGUGUGUCGCCGCAUUCGACUGGCGAUUUUUAAUCCUUGACUUCAUCUCAGUAUAAGCUUGUUCUUCGUGAUCAGUGUACUGCUAGAUGAGCAGUUCUGUUUAAACCUGAAAGAGUUCCAGAGGAAGGAGAGAAGGAGAGAAGGAGGAGGACCUGUGAAGCACCUGUCCCAUGCGCACUGCUACCAGUCGCUUUUCUCCACGGUUCGAGCCAGGGCACAGCCGAGCAGUUCAGGGCGAAAGGUCUCCUGGGAGGCACCGUGGUGACGUUGGGAUUAAAAAUGGCCCGGUCUAUUAUCUGAGCGUAGAGGCGGUGGAGACCGAGGUGGAGGCGACGACGAUGACGACGAUGACGACGAUGACGACGAUGACGAAGGCUGACAGUGUGCAGAAGGAGAUGGAGGAGAGGAAUCUGCGUCCCCGGCUGUGCUACCUGACCAAAGGCGAGUGCGGUUACGGCUUCCACCUGCACGGAGAGCGCAGCAGCGGUGCACAGUUCAUCCGCAGGAUCGAGGCGGGAUCUCCGGCGGAGCUGGCAGGACUUCGGUCCGGGGACCGCGUGGUGGAGGUGAACGGAGAGAACGUGGAGAAGGACUCGCACCAGCAGGUGGUUCAGAAGAUCAUGGAGGUAGAGAACAGGACGAGGCUCUUGGUGGCGGAUCGAGAGACGGAUGAGUUUCUGCUCCUCCACUCUUUGCCCUGCACUGAGGACCUGGCCGUGGAGAUGAGCUGCCUCCUCUCGCCACGCACCUCCUCGUCUUCCCUCGCUUCUUCCACUCUGAGCUUCUCCUCAUCGUCGCGGGGCUCCGUCACUCCAUCGUCACAAGACUCCAUCAUUCUAUCACCACGAGACUUCAUCACUCACUCACUCUCUGACUCCAUUACUCCAACACUGUUGCCCAAAUCCAUCACUUCAUCACCACGGGACUCCGUUGCUCCGUUACCCAGUGAUUCUGUUAUACCAUCACCACAAAACUCCACUCCACCAUCACCACGCAUAUCUGUCACUCCAUCACCAGAAAACGCCAUCAUUCAAUCUUCACGCAGCUCUAUUAAUCAAUUACCAUCCAACUUCAUUCCUCAAUCACCUUAUGACUCCAUCACUCAAUCACCAUCCAACUUCAUUCCUCAAUCACCUUAUGACUCCAUCACUCAAUCACCAUCCAAGUCCAUUCCUCAAUCACCUUAUUACUCCAUCACUCAAUCACCAUCCAACUCCAUCACUCAAUCACCAUCCAACUCCAUUCCUCAAUCACCAUCCAAGUCCAUUCCUCAAUCACCAUCCAACUCCAUCACUGAAUCACCAUCCAAGUCCAUUCCUCAAUCACCCUAUGACUCCAUCACUCAAUCACCAUCCAACUCCAUUCCUCAAUCACCUUAUGACUCCAUCACUCAAUCACCAUCCAACUUCAUUCCUCAAUCACCCUAUGACUCCAUCACUCAAUCACCAUCCAAGUCCAUUCCUCAAUCACCAUCCAAGUCCAUUCCUCAAUCACCCUAUGACUCCAUCACUCAAUCACCAUCCAAGUCCAUUCCUCAAUCACCAUCCAAGUCCAUUCCUCAAUCACCCUAUGACUCCAUCACUCAAUCACCAUCCAAGUCCAUUCCUCAAUCACCAUCCAAGUCCAUCACUCAGUCACCCUACGACUCCAUCACUACUCCUUUCAUCAGGGAAAAAUCAGAUGAGACCCAUGUAAUGGACGUCAUCAUCACCACAGACAACAAGGAGACGUCAGGAACAGAGGACACGGUGAUGCGUGACCUGAGGCCGCGGCUGUGUCACAUAGUGAAGAACGAGCAGGAUUUCGGCUUUAACCUGCACUGCGAUAAGCGGCGUGUGGGUCAGUUCAUCCGCUCGGUCGACCCUGAUUCCCCCGCACACAGAGCUGCACUACAGCCCGGAGACAGACUCGUCCAGGUGAACGGCAGAAGCAUUGAGGGUCUGAGGCACUCGGAGGUGGUGGAGAUAAUCCGAAGCGGAGGAGGAGAGACCAAGCUGUUGGUGGUGGACCCAGAAACAGACGCUCUGUUUCAGAAACUCGGCAUCACACCGACUACAGCGCACCUCAACGAGGACUGUGUGGACGGUCCGAUCAUAGAGAGUCCAACCUCUACCUGUCCGAUCACAGACACCUCUGUAUCGCCUACAAAACCCCGCAACGGCUUGCUGAUCCAACCGCCGGUCACGACGGGUGCACCAACCGGAAACGGCUCUCUGAAGCACCAGAGUCACGGAAGCUCCUCCUCCUCCAGGUCCAUCACUUCAGAGACGAGUGUGGAGCUGAGCAGCUCUGACAUCAGCAGCAAGGUGUUGGAUUCGGAGCAGUGUAAGUAUAACAGCGCCCCCGGUGUGCAGGAGGUGAAAGGGGAGAAGGAGGUGAAGGAUCUGGACCCGCUGAGGGCGAGCGGCCUGCAUCUGAGCUCCACAGCGGCCGAGGCCAGGCAGAAGGUCAGGUCGAAGAAGGCCAGCAAGAGAGCGCCCCCGAUGGCCUGGAACAAGAAAUACGAGAUCUUCAGCAACUUCUGAGCCAUUCAGCUCCCAAAAAACCAUCGAACAGAGCCUGGAUGAAAUAUUUUACCCUGGGAAACGAGAAUACCACUUUUUCAGCUUAGAUAGAGAGAGAGAGAGAGAGAGAGAGAGAGAGAGAGAGAGAUAGAGAUAGACGGCCAGCUUGAGAAAGAUGAAGAGUGGAGGUGAAGAAACGUGAAAGGUUGGAAUCUGAAGGUGAAGAAACGUGAACGGAAAAAGGGAAUGAGACCGAACGUAGUAGCGAGCGUGAACUCCGACUCUUUAAUGGUGUCACAUGACUGACAAUGAAAUAAAAACACGUUAGAUGAGAGAGAGAGAGAGAGAGAGAGAGAGAGAGAGAGAGAGAGAGAGAGUUGUAACCGAGAUGCAUUCAUUUAAAAUUCAAAGGGAAAACUGUCCUGUCAUCCUCUUGGUUUUCUUGUUGACGGUCAGUGGGAAAAUAACUCACUGGCGCCGUGUUAGCUUAUCAGGACACGUGAGGUUCAUCACACACGAGCCAUUUCAUUACAGGAAUAAUCUGAUAAACGUUUCGAAAGCAUAGGACCGGGUUCUGCUGCUAAAUAUUAUAUUUAAUAUUUUAAACACUUAUAAAAGUAUUGGGAGAACAACGCCAGCAUCCCCAGCGUACCUUCCCGUGGAAAUAAAUGAUUAUAAUCAUGUUGAAAUUUAUAAUAAUAAUAAUUCGAAUAAAUCGGGAAUAAUCAAAUUUGAAAAAACAAAACAAAAACAUGACAUUUGCACACACAAAUCCUUCCCUUCCUGUCUAAACAGCCUUCUUAGGUGAGUUUAAUAACUUCUCUGUUUUGAACAAUCGCUAGCGUCGGAUAACGCGUUGUUUUCACAAUGGCUGCGUAACGACACGCACGGUCGAAGAUGAACGCGUUCACUGGAACGUCACGGAAGCCUUCGCACGUCCACGCGACCGUGUGCGCUCGCUCGCCGUCGAUCUCUAGAUCUGCAACAAAGCUGUCGGGACGUCUCGCGCGCACGCUUCAGCGCGCCGUAAAACGCUGCCUCGCCUCCUCCGACCGAAUCUUUACGUUCGUUAUUCCUGAUGUAUUACCACGCCGCUCCUGGCCGACGAUAUACGAUGCGUUUAGGAACGACUGAUACGUUAACGCCCGUAUUUAUUACGAUGUCCGGAUUCUAUCGUGAGCUUUUAGAAAGCUCUCAGGGUUACUGCGGGAAACCGUCAACCAGGAAACAACACUAACAAGCUACGCAGCAACACAUCACAAUGUUACAAAAAUUAGCACAAGAAAUAUUAAGACACUUUAUAUAUAUAUAUAUUUAUAUAUAUAUAUUUAUAUAUAUACCACUAUAAUGUAAUCUAACAGUACUAAUACGUUGUUUUAGCUUCUUCUUGUUUUUUUUUUAUUAGAAAAGUGUAAGCCUGUUAUAACGAGAUUAUUAUGAAUUAAACCCAUCGGGUCUUUCUUUCCUUUCCCAGUUAUAUCUAUUUCAAAAAUAGUUACUAAGCGAAAAAGAAGAACUUUCUGGAAUAUGUGCCACAUGCAGUAUGUUUUCAUUUUGAAACAAGCUUUACUUAAAACUAUAUAUAUUUUCAUGUCAUUAUGAAAUUCACAGAAUGUUUUCCUUACAACUUUUUGUUACGUUUUUUUUUCUCCAUAUAUACACUCAUAUGAUAUAUUUCUACAUAUUUAUGUAUGUUACGACUCAAUAUGAACAAAGUAAACAACAAAAAAAAAGACAGUUUCA
This is a messenger RNA of Ictalurus punctatus (channel catfish), 4340 nucleotides long. RefSeq names its product melanoma-associated antigen E1 (gene nherf2). Bases 264 to 2618 code for a protein of 784 amino acids. Gene Ontology annotation, biological process: protein localization to plasma membrane. Lineage: Eukaryota; Metazoa; Chordata; Actinopteri; Siluriformes; Ictaluridae. The record is from RefSeq and is a predicted model, not a curated record. Gene Ontology annotation, cellular component: apical plasma membrane. Gene Ontology annotation, molecular function: signaling receptor binding; protein-membrane adaptor activity. The transcript has 7 exons.